ACCCGAGCCAAUCCCCAGUGUCAGCCUCUCUGUGAAUUUCUCCCCCCCGCAUCCCCUUAGGACCCUGCGUUCCCCCAUCUUCCAUCCCAUCAUUCCCCACCAUCACCUCCUCCAGAUCCCCCUUUUUCCCCCUUUUCCCCUUCACCUCCGAAUUUAACCGCUUUACGGCUCCCCUCGACUAGUGUGAGUACGGAUCGACUCGGAAUUCCUUACAUUCCUCUACGAUAGGAUCUUUGUCGGAAUAUUCCGAAGAAAAAAAAAUAGAUAAUGGCCAGUGCUUCAGCGGAGGCGUUAGAGUUGAAAGCCAAGGGGAAUGCUGCGAUUGCUAGUAAGGAUUGGAAGGUAAUCAUAUGGAUCGUUCACAUUGUUUUCCUCGCUUUGGCGUGGAGCGAACAGUGACGGGGGAUUGUUCAGGCUGAUCGUGGCAAUCACAGACUGCGGUCGACUUCUACACUCAAGCGAUAGAGCUCGAUCCGGAUCAAGCGCUAUUCUAUUCCAAUAGGGCCCAAGUAUAUAUAGUCUUACCUUCUUAUCGGGAGAGCUUGUUGCCCGGGGGCUUAUCAGCGGCAUGCUCUAUUCUAGGCUCAUAUAAGGAUGGAAGCGUACGGAGCAGCUAUUGAGGAUGCGGCGAAGGCGAUUGAGAUAGAUCCGGCAUCCGUUAAGGUCUGUGGAAGCCAUGUUUGAGCUUAAGGAAAAAGAAAUACGGGCGAGGCUACAGUGUGAUUAUGCUUUGGUUGCUGACGGCUAUUUGGUUUCGAAGGCGUACUACCGAAGGGCAAUCUCCAACGUGGCACUUCUGAAGUACAAGGAGGCUCUUAAGGACUUCAAAACUGUUUGCAAAAAAGGUUCUAUACUAUGAUCUCUGGAAACCCGUUCUGGGAAAUUCCAGUGAUUUUUUCGGUCUCUUUCGAUGGAUGGGGGGCUAAUAUUCUCGGGGGCGGAUUGCUUUGGCGGUGUUGGACGUGCUUAGCUCCAAAUGACAAGGAUGCCCGCCUAAAAUUGAACGAAUGCGAGAAACUUAUUCGGAAGAUUGAGUUCUUGAAGGCUAUAGAACAGAGCGAUCCACCGUCUGCUGCUGAGGGGUUAGAUCUAGAUUCUAUGGGUGUGUUAGAGCCUGCCCCAUGCUCCCCACUUCGGAAGGGGAAAUGCAAAGGUCCUAAGAUUGAACGUUUCUAAACUUGCCCAACAUUUAGUGGUUGAGAGUGAGUACGACGGCGUUCUUCUUGAAAAGGAGAUGACACAGGAGUUCGUCGACGAUAUGAUCGAGAGGUUUAAGAAUGGCAAGAAGAUCCACAAGAAAUACGCAUACCAGAUUAUCCUCAAGGCGAAGGAGAUAUUCCACGCCGAGCCAACUAUGCCGGAAGUCGCCAUCCCGGACGGCAAUAAGAUGACGAUCUGCGGAGAUACUCAUGGUAUUUUAGCCCUUCAACAUCAUAUUGAGUCGCGCUGAUGGGUUACAGGCCAAUAUUUCGAUCUGUUGGAGAUCUUCCGUCGCAAUGGAUUCCCAACAGGGACACACGCAUAUUUGUUUAACGGUGACUUUGUUGAUCGGGGAUCUUGGUCCACUGAGAUUGCUUUCCUUUUGUUCUCUUAUAAAUGGCUCUUCCCCAAUAAUUUCUACAUAAAUCGUGGCAAUCACGAGACGGAUGACAUGAACAGGGUUUACGGAUUUGAAGGGGAAUGCAAAGCCAAGUACAACGAGCGCACUUUCAAAUUGUUCUCGGAAACGUUCAGCGCUUUACCUCUAGCCACGCUAGUCGGCUCCAAGUAUCUAGUUCUUCAUGGAGGGCUAUUCUCCGACGAUAAGGUUAAUCUGGACGACAUCCGAAAGUUGAACCGUCACUUGAAGAAGCAGCCUGGACAGGAGGGACUGUAUGGCCCUUUUAUACUCAAGCCCGAGGACUUCAGCUACUAAUCGGGUGCCCUUAGAAUGAUGGAGAUGCUGUGGACCGAUCCACAGCCUGACCCCGGCCGCAGACCCAGCAAGCGUGGUGUUGGUCAGCAGUUUGGCCCAGACGUUACCAAGACUUUCUGUGAGCGCAAUGGUCUAGAGGCCAUUAUAAGAAGUCACGAGGUCCGGAUGGGAGGUUACGAGGUGGAACACGAUGGACGGUGUAUCACUGGUACGCAGCCUCACCCCCAAAGUUUAGCUAACCAGAUACAUUCUAACAACCACAGUCUUCUCGGCGCCCAACUAUGUCGACACCUCCGGAAAUAAGGGUGCCUACAUCAACUUGGGAUCAGACUACAAACUGGAACACAACGUUUUUGACGCUGUCGAACACCCCCCGAUCAAGGCCAUGGCGUACGCACAAAACUCACUCAUGUCAAUGUAGAGAGUUAUUACGUACGCUCCACUAUUUUCCAAGCACGCUAUUUAUCGAUUACAUGGAUGGGAGUAGACGUUUUUAUCAUUGACUUUAUCUCUCUACGAUCAAAAAAAGAAAAGAAAGAAAAAAGGUCUUAUCGAUAAAGAAACAAAAGCCCUAUCCUCUCCUUUUCUCCCCUUCUACACGACAAAUUCCGGAAUCUCUGUUUGGGCGUUCUUGUGCUGGGGGGGCUUGAUUUUCAUUUCCAUAUUCGCGUUUACUAGUGGUUUCAUAUUUCUCUUUCUUUCUUUCUCUUCCCUAUCCUUCUACAUAGCCUUCCUUCCUUCCUUGCGCUUGCUUCCCUCUCUUCUGUUUUUUUCUUUUUCCAUCGAAGUCAGCGUGCUUUUCUCUUUUGGGUAACUCACUUGCUCACCCGCUAUGUAUAGUAGGGUGGAAAGUGAGAUGAGAUGGGUGGGAUGGGACAGAUAUUGAAUGUAUGAGUGCUGUAGACCAAGCACUUGAUAGAGGUUCAUGGCAUUGUAUCUCGGAGACGCGAUACGAUGCGGUGUGGUGGGGAUGGGGCUCGUACGGGCAUAGUACUAGUACGGUAGUCAAGUUAGCACUGUACCCCCUGGCUACGGUAUAAAAUGAGCCCACAAAAGCAAAUGAUCAAACAUGUACAAGUACUGUACCUC
Tuber aestivum (summer truffle) is the source of this 3004-nucleotide messenger RNA. Lineage: Eukaryota; Fungi; Ascomycota; Pezizomycetes; Pezizales; Tuberaceae. The record is from the annotation of a GenBank genome assembly.